Messenger RNA from Sphaerulina musiva SO2202, 1873 nucleotides. Its product is annotated as GMP synthase subunit B. The coding region runs from base 61 to 1698 and encodes 545 amino acids. The transcript is spliced from 2 exons. Gene Ontology annotation, cellular component: cytosol. Gene Ontology annotation, molecular function: ATP binding; GMP synthase (glutamine-hydrolyzing) activity; GMP synthase activity. Gene Ontology annotation, biological process: GMP biosynthetic process. NCBI's taxonomy places the organism in Eukaryota, Fungi, Ascomycota, Dothideomycetes, Mycosphaerellales, Mycosphaerellaceae. The record is from RefSeq and is a predicted model, not a curated record.
CUUCAAUACCAACUCGCCUUACAUUCAUUUCUGCCUACCUAAAACAUCGAUCCAGCAAAGAUGGCCGUCAAUGGGACCACCAACGGCGAAUUGCCUCAAGCACCGCACAAACUCUUCGAUACCAUCCUCGUCCUCGAUUUUGGCUCCCAAUACACCCAUCUGAUCACACGCCGACUUCGCGAGCUCAAUGUCUAUUCUGAGAUGCUGCCAUGCACACAGAAGCUGAAGGACCUCGACUUUACACCCAAAGGAAUCAUUCUCUCUGGCGGGCCCUAUUCUGUCUACAGCCCAGAUGCUCCCCACGUGGAUGAGGCGGUGUUCCAGCUGGACGUCCCCAUUCUCGGCAUCUGUUAUGGUCUGCAAGAGCUGGCUUGGCAUCAUGGUAAAGGAGUUGCUGCGGGCGAGAAGAGGGAGUAUGGCAAGGCAACCUUGCAGCUACAGAAGCACGCGGGCAAGAGCGCACACAUCGACAAAUUGUUCGAGGGCUUAGAGAACGAGGUUGUUUGGAUGUCACACGGUGACAAGGUCUCGAGGCUUCCAGACAAUUUCCAUACCAUCGCAAGCACUGCCAAUGCACCAUUCGCGGGCAUUGCACAUGAUACCAAAAACCUAUAUGGCAUUCAAUUCCACCCUGAGGUCUCUCACACCCCCAAGGGCAUUCAGCUCAUCAAGAACUUCGCUGUUGGAAUCUGCAAGGCACAGACAAAUUGGACCAUGGGCGCUUUUGUCAAUCAAGAGGUGGAAAGGAUAAGAACUCUUGUAGGAGACAAACAGCAAGUCAUCGGUGCCGUCAGUGGUGGUGUUGACUCCACCGUAGCAGCCAAGCUCAUGCAGACUGCAAUCGGUGACCGUUUCCACGCCGUCAUGGUCGAUAACGGCUGUCUGCGACUCAAUGAAGCAGUUGAGGUGGAAGCCACGCUGAAGGAAGGACUCAAAGUCAACCUUACAGUGAUAGAUGCCAAAGAUCGCUUCCUCGGCAAGCUCGCUGGUGUUUCAGACCCAGAGAAGAAGCGCAAAAUCAUCGGCAACGAAUUCAUCGAGAUCUUUCAGGAAGAAGCCAAGAAGAUCGCUGCUCGCGCCGAGAAUACAGACCGGGCUGGCAAGGUCGAAUGGUUCCUCCAGGGCACUCUCUACCCGGACGUGAUUGAGUCGAUUUCGUUCAAGGGACCCAGCGCCACAAUCAAGACACAUCACAAUGUUGGCGGUCUGCCCGAGAAGAUGGAUCUCAAGCUCAUCGAGCCUCUCCGUGAGCUCUUCAAAGAUGAAGUACGCGCUCUGGGCACCGAGCUUGGUAUCCCAGAGAAUCUCGUUUGGCGCCAUCCUUUCCCAGGUCCCGGUCUAGCUAUUCGCAUCAUUGGUGAAGUCACUACAGACCGCAUCCGCAUUGCUCAAGAGGCAGACAAGAUCUGGAUCGAGGAAAUCAGGAAGGCCGGUUUCUAUCGCGAAAUAUCGCAGGCUUAUGCUGCAGUACUGGGAGUGAAGUCCGUGGCUGUCGUGGGAGACCAGAGACUUCAUGGCGAGAUUGUGCACCUUCGUGCCGUACAGACUACCGAUUUCAUGACUGCCAAUGUCUUCACUGGAGCUCCUAUGGAUUGGUUCGCAAGCGUAAGUGAUCGUAUCGCGAACGAGGUUCAGGGCGUGGCAAGAGUGGUGUAUGAGACUACCAGCAAACCACCUGCCACUAUUGAAUUGGAGUAACGAGCUCGAGCAUGGAGCGAAAGCAUCGGGGUUGUAAGGCGUUGGCAGGCAUGAGAGGGAGUGGUACACCAAUAUGCUAGAUAGCGAGGCGUUGGGUCGUGAUGCAGAAGUUGAACCGUGAACAGCAGCAUCCUAUGAUACCCCAGAAGCACAAUGAAACAUGAUUAUUAAACGA